Molecule: messenger RNA, 1671 nt
Organism: Cottoperca gobio
Lineage: Eukaryota; Metazoa; Chordata; Actinopteri; Perciformes; Bovichtidae
Gene: s1pr3b
Product: sphingosine-1-phosphate receptor 3b
Exons: 2
Coding region: 208-1353 (381 amino acids)
Biological process (GO): G protein-coupled receptor signaling pathway
Cellular component (GO): membrane
Molecular function (GO): sphingosine-1-phosphate receptor activity
Source: RefSeq, a predicted model, not a curated record
CCGAGGGACACGGAAUUAAAGUUCAACAAUACAUCUGGUAAUCACGGAGAAUCGGCUACUCAGCAAUGAAAUGUAUGUCUUUCGGUGUGCGUUUCACUUUCAACUAAACUCCGACUGCGAGCACCGCACGUUGAACACGGUGGAUCUGCUGACACUGGACUCCUUGCUCACUUCUGACAUCCAGUGUCAGCAGCCGGUGCUUUGAAGAUGAUCAACCCUCAGAUAUACCUCCACUACAACUACACAGGAAAGCUGGACCACCGGCCCAGCAUUGGCACAAGCCCCGGCAUUGUGGACACCAAAACCAUUGUGUUCCUCAUCAUAUGCAGCUUCAUCGUCCUGGAGAACCUCACUGUGCUGGUGGCCAUAUGGAGAAACCACAGGUUCCACAACCGCAUGUACUUCUUCAUCGGCAACUUGGCGCUGUGCGACAUGCUGGCUGGAGUCGCCUACCUGGUGAACCUUCUCCUGUCAGGAGAGAAGACCUUGCAGCUCUCACCUGCUCUCUGGUUUGUCAGAGAGGGAAGCAUGUUUGUUGCACUUGGCGCCUCCAUUUUCAGUCUCCUGGCUAUUGCUAUAGAGCGACACCUGACUAUGAUCAAAAUGAGGCCUUAUGAUGCUAACAAGAACUACAGAGUGUUUCUGCUCAUAGGGACCUGCUGGCUGAUCGCCAUAUCUCUUGGAGCGUUGCCUAUUCUAGGCUGGAACUGCCUGGACAACCUCCCCGAUUGCUCCACCAUCCUCCCUCUCUACACCAAGAAAUAUGUAGCUUUCUGUAUCAUAGUUUUCAUGGUUUUGCUCUUAGCCAUGUCAGUCCUUUACGGCCGUAUCUACAUCCUGGUUAAGUCCAGCAGCAGAAAGGUGAGCAAGCACAGAAACUCUGAGCAUGCCAUGUCCCUGCUGCGCACUGUCAUCAUUGUAGUUGGGGUCUUCAUCGCCUGCUGGACGCCUAUCUUUGUCCUGCUCCUGGUGGAUGUGGCAUGUGAGCAGCGCUGCCCCAUCCUCUACAAGGCUGACUGGUUCAUUGCAGUGGCUGUGAUCAACUCAGCCAUGAACCCGGUCAUUUACACUCUGGCCAGCCGCGAGAUGAGACGGGCCUUCCUGGGUCUGGUGUGUGGCGUUUGCUACAGGGGGAAGGCUUCUGUGAAUGGCAGCGGGAACAAGCAGUCUCUGGAGCCCAGCCGCAGCAGGAGCAAGUCGUGGAGCAGCCAGAACAACCCCAACCAGAACCAGCAGAGCUCCAGGCAGGCGGAGCUGAAGAAGGGGCAGGAGACAGACGCGGUCCAUGGCGAGGUCUCAGUGGUGGCAGGAGGAGCUGCUCAGGCCGUCAUUGAAAGUGACAGAAAAGACUGAAGGAAGGGAGAAAGAUAUCUACAGUGGGAAGGUGAGGGUGGUCCUAAUGUGUGAGCUCAUGGAUUGAUUCAGAAUGAAGGAUUUCUUAAACUGCAGGGCAGUGGUUUCUUCUUUGUGCUUGAUAUUGAUAUAUAUGCAUCAUCCGUAAUUGGUAAGAGUAUUAAAAUGCCCACACUUGGCUUAAUUGAUAAACUGAUUAAUGUAUGUGACCAAUAGGUUCAAAUGGGAACAACAAAAUCCAUAUGUACAGUAUUUCAUCACCGUCCAGUGAGAACCAGGUAGCUCCAAAUUUGAUCAUUUUACUGUCAACUCUUUAUU